This is a messenger RNA of Betta splendens (Siamese fighting fish), 2012 nucleotides long. It is a transcript of the gene mccc2, whose product is annotated as methylcrotonyl-CoA carboxylase subunit 2. Gene Ontology annotation, biological process: L-leucine catabolic process. NCBI's taxonomy places the organism in Eukaryota, Metazoa, Chordata, Actinopteri, Anabantiformes, Osphronemidae. The transcript has 17 exons. The coding region runs from base 100 to 1794 and encodes 564 amino acids. Gene Ontology annotation, molecular function: methylcrotonoyl-CoA carboxylase activity. Gene Ontology annotation, cellular component: mitochondrion; methylcrotonoyl-CoA carboxylase complex. The record is from RefSeq and is a predicted model, not a curated record.
GUGCAUAAAUAUUAACCAACGAAGAAGACCACCAACGGCUAGGUUAGCUAGCAAGCUAGAACUUGCAAGUUGUACGUUAAGUUAAAUGUAAGACACAACAUGUUCGUUCACACAGUCAGACCGUGGCUGCUUCGUUGCCGGGCUUUUCCUUUGGCUCGCACGAGGCCUUACCACGCGGAUCAAGUCGCUCGUGUCGGCUCUGAGCUGGACAAACAGUCUGCAGAAUAUCAGGAGAAUUAUGAACGAAUGCAGAUUCUUUGUGAUCAACUCAAAUCCCGCACAGAGAAGAUCAAACUAGGAGGGGGAGAAAAGGCCAGAAGACUUCAUACAUCCCGGGGGAAACUCUUGCCUAGAGAGCGUAUAGACAGACUGCUCGAUCCAGGGACCCCUUUCUUGGAAUUUUCCCAGUUUGCUGGCUAUGAAUUGUAUGGAAAAGAAGAAGUCCCAGCAGGCGGGAUAAUUACAGGCAUCGGGCGUGUUUCAGGGGUGGAAUGCGUUGUUGUUGCAAACGAUGCCACUGUGAAGGGGGGAACCUACUACCCAGUAACAGUCAAGAAGCACCUGCGUGCACAAGAGAUCGCUAAGGAGAACCACUUGCCUUGUAUUUACUUGGUGGAUUCUGGAGGAGCGAACCUACCCAGACAGGCAGACGUCUUCCCAGAUAGAGAUCACUUUGGCCGCAUCUUUUACAACCAGGCCACACUCUCCUCAGAGGGAAUAGCGCAGAUUGCGGUUGUAAUGGGCUCCUGCACCGCUGGAGGAGCAUAUGUUCCAGCCAUGGCUGAUGAAAGCAUCAUUGUGCGGAAGCAGGGAACCAUCUUCCUGGGGGGGCCGCCGCUGGUCAAAGCUGCCACAGGAGAAGAGGUCUCUGCCGAGGAUCUUGGUGGUGCUGAUCUUCACUGCAAAAAGUCUGGUGUGACAGAUCACUACGCUUUAGAUGAUAACCACGCUCUCCAUUUGGCACGAAAGACAGUGCGAAGCCUGAACUACAAGAAACAAAUUGAGGUCACCACAGAACCCACUGAAGCCCCUCUGUACCCUGCAGAUGAACUCUAUGGCAUCGUGGGAGAUAACCUGAAACGCAACUUUGAUGUCAAAGAGGUCAUCGCCAGAAUUGUGGAUGGCAGUAAAUUUGAUGAAUUCAAGGCUUUCUAUGGAGACACACUUGUUACGGGAUUUGCCAGAAUAUUCGGUUACCCUGUUGGGAUUAUUGGCAACAACGGAGUCUUGUUUUCAGAGUCUGCGAAAAAGGGAACACAUUUCAUCGAAUUAUGUUGCCAACGAAACGUUCCGCUUAUUUUUCUCCAAAAUAUAACAGGCUUCAUGGUGGGUAGAGAGUAUGAAGCUGGAGGAAUUGCCAAAGAUGGAGCUAAGAUGGUAACUGCAGUGGCCUGUGCCAACGUACCCAAGUUUACAGUCAUCAUCGGAGGCUCCUACGGUGCAGGAAACUACGGCAUGUGCGGCAGAGCCUACAGCCCUCGAUUCUUGUACAUGUGGCCCAAUUCUCGGAUCUCCGUCAUGGGAGGUGAGCAGGCAGCCACUGUCCUGGCCACCGUCACCAAGGAUCAGAGGGCACGUGAGGGGAAAGAGUUUACAGCGGAGCAGGAGGCUGCCAUGAAGGAACCCAUAGUGCGGCGGUUUGAGGAGGAAGGAAACCCGUACUUCUCCAGCGCCAGACUGUGGGAUGACGGGAUCAUUGAUCCUGCUGAUACUCGCAUGGUUUUAGGACUAAGCCUGAGUGCAGCGCUGAACGCACCAACGAAGAAGACACGUUUUGGAGUCUUCAGGAUGUAACGCUCCUUCGGCCUGUACAGCCGUGACUCUGAACUUUUACUGUACUAAUAUUGUUAGUUAGUAUUUUUGACAUGUUGUUAUUAUAUGAAAACAGACAUAAACAAGGAGAAUAAAAAGAAAAGUGAUGGGACAAUUGAACCUUUGAGUUAAGUUGUGCCUUAGCUGUUACUGAGUAAAUAUUAAAGGAAUAAAUUAAAGCAUUUUAAAUUGCAAACGAA